UGUGCGUCUCCACGUCGCUGCAUGUCAACAUGGUCGAGGGGAGAACUGGAGCCACGAGUUGAUGUGGCAGUCAGGACCGCCGCUCACGCUCCCUGAACUUGAACUCUGAAUUCCGGGUAAUUCGUUUCCAGAGCGGGUUUUCAGUUGCGUGAGGUCACCAUGUUGCUCCAGAGACUGUCUCUGUGUCCUCGGCUCAUGUUGGGCCCAAAAACCCUACAGACGAGAUCUGUUUCACAGGGAAAGAAUCCCUCUACCUCUCCAUAUUUCAGACUCCAUCCUGUGCGUCAAUGGAGUAACGUGCCUUUUCUUACAGUGCCUCUGGCUCGUGCCCAUGGUAAGUCGUUCGCCCACCGCAGCGAGCUGCGCCAAGCCAAAAGGAUUGUGGUGAAGCUGGGCAGUGCUGUGGUAACUCGAGGUGAUGAGUGUGGCCUUGCUCUUGGCAGGCUUGCCUCCAUUGUUGAACAGGUGGCAAUGCUACAGAAUCAGGGAAGAGAAAUGAUGAUUGUCACAAGUGGAGCUGUGGCAUUUGGGAAGCAGAGGCUGCGGCAUGAAAUUCUCCUCUCUCAGAGUGUCAGACAAGCUCUUCACUCCGGACAGAAUCAGCUUAAAGAUAUGUCUCUGCCUGUUUUGGAGGCGAGAGCAUGUGCUGCUGCAGGCCAGAGCGGCCUGAUGGCUUUGUAUGAGGCCAUGUUCACUCAGUACAGCACCUGCACAGCACAGAUCUUGGUGACAAACUUGGACUUCCAUGACGACCAGAAGAGACGAAAUCUUAACAGCACCUUGCACGAGCUGCUGCGUAUGAACAUCGUACCCAUCAUCAACACCAAUGAUGCCGUGGUGCCUCCUCCAGAGCCCAACAGUGAUCUCCAGGGGGUAAACGUCAUAAGCAUCAAGGACAAUGACAGUUUGGCGGCUCGGCUAGCAGUGGAGAUGAGAGUGGACCUCCUCAUUGCUCUUUCUGAUGUAGAAGGCCUUUAUGACAGCCCUCCUGGAACAGAUGAUGCCAAACUGCUGGAUACUUUCUACCCUGGUGACCAGCAGUCAAUAACCUAUGGCACGAAAUCCAGGGUUGGCAUUGGGGGAAUGGAAGCUAAGGUGAAAGCUGCUCUUUGGGCUCUGCAGGGUGGCACUUCUGUGGUCAUUGCUAAUGGCACCCACCCCAAAGUCACAGGCCAUGUCAUCACUGAUAUUGUAGAGGGCAAGAAGGUGGGCACCUUCUUUUCGGAAGUCAAACCUGCUGGUCCCACUGUGGAGCAGCAGACUGAAAUGGCUCGCACUGCAGGGAGGACACUGGCUUCUUUACUUCCAGAGCAGAGGAGUGAAAUCAUUUAUGCUAUGGCUGACCUUCUGACUGAGAAGAGAGAAGAAAUUCUGUCUGCUAACAAGAAAGACAUGGAGCUUGCUUUGAAUUCUGGACGUAUGCCUGCUGUCAUGCUAAAGCGUCUGAGCUUGUCUUCGUCUAAGCUGAACAGUCUAGCAAUCGGCCUUCGGCAGAUCGCUGUGUCUUCUCAGGACAGUGUAGGAAGAGUCCUGCGCAGGACCCGUGUGGCCAACAACCUGGAGCUAGAGCAGAUCACUGUUCCCAUUGGAGUUCUGCUUGUCAUUUUCGAAUCCCGCCCAGACUGCCUGCCUCAGGUGUCUGCAUUAGCUAUUGCUAGUGGGAAUGCUCUACUGCUAAAGGGUGGCAAAGAAGCAGCAAACACGAACCGCAUCUUACAUGAAGUGGCCCAGGAAGCUCUGUCCAUGCAUGGUGUCAAAGAUGCAAUACAGCUGGUGAGCACACGAGAGGAGGUGGAAGAUCUGUGUCGCCUGGAAAAAAUGAUUGAUCUGAUCAUCCCUCGUGGCUCAUCUCAACUGGUCAGGGAUAUCCAGCGUGCUGCUAAGGGCAUUCCUGUGCUGGGACACAGUGAGGGCAUUUGUCACGUUUAUGUCGACCAUGAAGCCAGCAUUGAUAAAGUCAUCAAGAUCGUGAGAGACUCAAAAUGUGACUACCCUGCAGCCUGCAAUGCUAUGGAAACCCUGCUGGUUCACAGAGAUGUGCUCCGGACCCCACUUUUUGACCAGAUUAUUGACAUGCUGAGGACAGAACAAGUGAAAAUUCAUGCUGGUCCCAGGUUUGCAUCAUACCUGACAUUCAGCCCUUCAGAGGUGAAAUCUCUGCGUACAGAGUAUGGGGAUUUGGAAUGCUGCAUCGAGGUAGUGGACAGCAUGCAGGAAGCUGUAGAUCACAUUCAUAAAUAUGGCAGCUCCCACACUGAUGUCAUCAUCACUGAGAAUGAAGAGACAGCUGAGCAGUUUCUGCAGUUGGUGGACAGUGCCUGUGUUUUUUGGAAUGCUAGCUCACGGUUUGCUGAUGGAUAUCGCUUUGGCCUUGGUGCGGAGGUUGGAAUCAGCACUGCUCGUAUUCAUGCCCGCGGUCCUGUGGGACUGGAGGGACUGCUCACUACUAAAUGGGUUCUGCGGGGAGAUGGCCAAACUGCUGCAGAUUUCUCUGAGCAGGGCAGUAUGAAGUUCCUGCACGAGAACCUCCCAAUUGCACAGCCCCUGACUGGACAAAGAACAUCCAAUUAGCCACUCAAAAAAAAAAAAAAAAAACAUUUUAAAUUUUUAUAUAGUGACUGCCCAAAGCAUCCACUUCUCAGAGGAGCCCCUGCUUGGCCUGUGAAGUUAAUGGGAAUACAAUAGCAUCUGUUGUAAGGUUACAGAUAAUAGCGGCACAAACACAUAUGCAUUAAUUUAUAUUUUCCUUCUACCUCAAAUUGUUAAUGGGCCUAGUUCAUCACUUAUUUAACCAACCAGCCAAUGAGGAUCACAUCUUAUAUCUGUCUGUUCAUCAGAUCCUGUGGAAAUCAUUUAUUGUUAAGUCAGUUAGGCUGAAUGUGGCUCACUGCUCUUGGUAUGUGACAAUUGUGUCCUUCUGUAUUUCGACCAUUAUUCCACAUAGGGUUUGAGGAUCCAGGCAUUUUGCCCUAUUGCUGAGCCUCUAAGCAUUUGAUGCAUUAUUUAUCCAUAUUUCUGCUCCUUAUUGAUUCCAAAAAACACACCAUUUAGGUUUAUGGCCUAUAGCAUUAAUGUUCAGUUGUAUCACCCACUCCCAAGUGAAAUUCACAGGGCAUAUCAUCAUGACUGUUGCCAAUAUGAUUUGUAGUGGAAGUGUGCUUUGAAGAAAAAGUAUUUAUACAUGUUUGCAUUGUCUUUAUGCCGAGCUACCCUGUGAUGAGCAGCUGAAAGCAAAAAUAACAAAAAGGAACUUUAAAUGGUAUGCUCAGCUCCUGUGUUCAAAACCUGAAUUUCUGUCUCACAUUGGGUAGAGUGGACAACUGCCAAAAUGUGCAACCAUCAAAAAAACAUCAACCUGCAAAAGUCAGAAGUUGUUUUAUUAUGACAAUUUCUAAUUUAAUAAAAGAAGAAAGCUGUGUUUUUGAAACAGGAACCAGAUUUCCUGUGCAAAAUACAUCAGGUACCUCUUUUUAUCAGUACACUACACAUUUAAAAUAGGAUUCAAUGGAAAAAGAAAGCUAAACAAAACCUUUUUUUUUUUGUUUUUCCUUUUGCUGUCUGAAAGUACAUACAGCUCCAGAUUUGGUGUCUACUGCUGGAGAGUUAUGUGAAAGUGCUGUAACAUUCCAAAAAAGCUGUUUUUGGUGAUGAGCAGUGUACGCUAAAGCUGUGCAGUCAUUUUGUAUUAUCUCUGCAUUGUACAAUAAAUGUUUUCCAGAAUA
This is a messenger RNA of Astyanax mexicanus (Mexican tetra), 3722 nucleotides long. RefSeq names its product aldehyde dehydrogenase 18 family, member A1 (gene aldh18a1). Gene Ontology annotation, cellular component: mitochondrion; cytoplasm. The transcript has 18 exons. The record is from RefSeq and is a predicted model, not a curated record. Gene Ontology annotation, molecular function: glutamate-5-semialdehyde dehydrogenase (NADP+) activity; glutamate 5-kinase activity; ATP binding. NCBI's taxonomy places the organism in Eukaryota, Metazoa, Chordata, Actinopteri, Characiformes, Acestrorhamphidae. The coding region runs from base 160 to 2571 and encodes 803 amino acids.